Molecule: messenger RNA, 2525 nt
Organism: Abrus precatorius (Indian licorice)
Lineage: Eukaryota; Viridiplantae; Streptophyta; Magnoliopsida; Fabales; Fabaceae
Product: U-box domain-containing protein 30-like
Exons: 1
Coding region: 324-1640 (438 amino acids)
Biological process (GO): protein ubiquitination
Molecular function (GO): ubiquitin protein ligase activity
Source: RefSeq, a predicted model, not a curated record
GAAGAAGAAGAGAGCUUUGGUGUUAGGGAAGAAAAUCAAGACCCAAUCAUGUGGUCGAUGAUGAAUAAGCAAGGCAAUACUUUUUGACCAUAGAAAGACACCACCUAAAAGAAAGAGUGAGAAAAAAGAAAAAGCAAGGGCGUGGAUAAUUAAAAGGUUGUCCCUUUGACCACUAUUUCUUUCUCUCACCCUCUUUUUUCAUUGCUUCCUUCUCUCUUUCCAUCAGUCCCACACGCUUCUUAUCCUUUGCUGAUUUGGGUCUCUCUCUCUCUUCUUCAUUCCUCAACCCAAAUUUUGUUCUUUGCAAGUGUUUUCUUUUGCUUAUGAUAGAAGGGUAUGCAAAAAUGCCUUUGUAUAAGCCAUCAAAUGAGGAUGUGAAGAUUGAAGCUGUGUUGGGUCUAGAAACUGCCUUUAAAGGUGGUGUUUUGGUUGAGAAAAUGGAUCUGAAAGUGAUGAUUGAGGAGCUAGAGUCAAUUGAUGUUCCCUCUGUGUUCAUUUGCCCAAUCUCUCUUGAACCAAUGCAAGACCCUGUGACCCUUUGCACUGGUCAAACCUAUGACAGAUCCAACAUCCUCAAAUGGUUCUCACUUGGUCACAACACUUGUCCCACAACAAUGCAGGAGCUUUGGGACGAUUCUGUCACUCCCAACAAGACCCUAAGCCACUUGAUCCUCACUUGGUUCUCUCACAGGUACUUGGCCAUGAAGAAGAAGCUUGAGGAUGUGCAAGGAAGAGCCUUGGACCUCUUGGACACGCUCAAGAAGGUGAAGGGUCAAGCGAGAGUUCGAGCUCUUAAGGAUCUGAGGCAACUUGUUGCAUCUCAUGUGUCUGCAAGGAAAAGAGUUGAAGAAAAUGGUGGGAUUGCCUUGGUUUCUUCUUUGUUGGGUCCUUUCACUUCACAUGCUGUUGGGUCUGAAGCAGUUGGGAUUAUUGUGAAUUUGGAUUUGAGUUCAGAGUUGAAGAGAAAUCUGAUGCAUCCAGCUAAGGUAUCAUUGUUAGUGGAUAUUAUGAAUGAGGGAACCAUUGAGACAAAGAUGAACUGUGCCAAAUUGAUUGAAAUGUUGUUGAAGGAAGGGAAUGAGACCCAGACAGAGAUUGUCUCAAGUUUGAGUCUUUUGGUUGGAUUAUUGAGGUUAGUGAGGGAUAAGAAACACCCAACUGGGGUCUUAACUGGCCUCAUAUUACUCAAGGCUAUAUGUUCCCAUGAAUCAGUUAGGAGCUCUGUGAUAAGCCUUGGAGCAAUUCCUCAAUUGAUUGAGCUUUUACCCUCUUUGAAUAAUGAGUGCUUAGAGAUAGCACUCUACAUUCUAGAAGUAUUAUCAACCCUUCCAGAAGGAAGAAUGGCUCUCAAAGAAUGUCCAAACAUCAUUCCCAAUGUGGUCAAGUUGCUAAUGAGGGUCUCAGAGAGUUGCACACAAUUUGCAUUGUCAAUAUUGUGGGCCAUUUACAAGCUUGCACCUGAGGAAUGUGCCUCACAGGCAGUGGAGGCUGGAUUGGCAGCAAAACUACUAUUAGUGAUUCAGAGUGGUUGCAACCCAGUGCUGAAGCAAAUGUCUUCUGAGUUUUUAAAAUUGUGCAGUCUGAAUUACUCUACUAGUAUCUUGAUUUCCAAGUGUAUGCUCACCACAACAAUACAAUGAAAAACAAGAGAAAUUUGUUUAUAGCUUCAUAUACAGCCAAAUUAUAUUCAUGUGUUUAUGAAAUUUAGAUUUAUCCCUUUCUUUUUUUUCUCUCUAAACACUGAGCAACUGUAAAUCUAUGGUUUUUGAUAUAAUUAAUUGCUGAUUCAAAUCAGCAUCCAUUAGAUAAUGCCGUGUGCCUUGAGAUGGAAAUUGUUGGAAGCUGAGUUGUGAGAUUAUAGAAAUUGAUAUUUUAAUGGUCUAAUUCUUAACGGUCUAUGAUAUUUCCUCCAUACAUAAAAUAGGAGUUUAUUUUAAAAUUGUUGAAUAAAAGAUUUCAGCUUCAGGUUUUUGCAAGCUAUACUAUAGACAGCGUUUAAUGUUCGGAAGAUUUCUUGUUUGUCGUUUUCCAAUGUCCCUUGAACAUAAUUUAUGUUGUAAAUUGGAAGAAGCGAACAUUGUUAGGACACGUUAGAAUUGGAUGGAUGAUAUAUAUUAAGAUGCAAAAAUGCACCCAGUGAAGCCAUAUUGAUUUUGUCUAAGCAAAAUAUUUAAAAAAGUGGAGAAUUGCAGUAUUAAAUAGUGAAAUAAUAAUAAUAAAAUGUUUGUUUGUUCGAAAAAGGUAACGAGUCAAGAUGAAAGGAUAUGGAUAUGAGGUGGGUUUAGGUUUGGUCAAGAUCUGGGGACUGUAAGGAAGACAUAAUUUAUGAUAUGUCCUCUCAUUCUCACAUUUCAAAUUUAAAACCAAUCGUGCCAUUCCCUUCGUGCUGUGUCUCUCGCGCUCAAAUAUCGCCUACUAUUCAUUAAAUAAAUAAAUAACACUUUAUAUAUAUAUAAAAAUACAUGAAACAUUACGAUAAAAGCAUAUUUAUAUUAUUUUUAAUAAAGACUUUAACCACAAAUUAU